AUGUCCGAUCUUCAAUACGCUCGGUCAACGGCUCUGUUUGCCAACGGUAUCUUUGCAGGGCUUAGUAUUUGUAUACACUUGAGUAGUGUGCCAUCUAUUAAAAAUGCAGUGAAUCCCACGUGUGUCUUCCGUGCAGUUUACAAAGGAGGAUCUGAAAUAGGGAUUUCGUCAAUCCUUAUAUCAACUGGAGCCCAUUUAUACAUGUAUUAUCGAACUCGCGAUUCUCGCUCACUUUACCUUGGUCUACUAUCGUUUGUCAGCUUCCCUUACACACUUCUUGUGAUGAGACCAGUAAACAACAAGUUAUUUGCUCUCGAUUCGACCCUCUCCACAGAGCACUAUAAAGCCGACUCUCCUCACAAAAAAGAAGUUUUGGAUCUCCUUAACCAAUGGAAUAAACGCCAAAUGUUUAGAACAGCUACAAGUGCGUGGAAUUUGGUUUCUAGUUUAAAUUUAACAAGUGGAUUAUGA
Phycomyces blakesleeanus NRRL 1555(-) is the source of this 471-nucleotide messenger RNA. RefSeq lists its product as hypothetical. The transcript has 2 exons. The record is from RefSeq and is a predicted model, not a curated record. Lineage: Eukaryota; Fungi; Mucoromycota; Mucoromycetes; Mucorales; Phycomycetaceae. Bases 1 to 471 code for a protein of 156 amino acids.